AUGGAUCCAUUAUCUAUCGCAUCAGGCGCUGCCGGCCUCGCUAUCAGCUGUUCCACAAUAGGCAAGACGCUAUACACCUGGAUAGAAGAUACUGUCGAGGUCGACGAGAAUGUCUCCAACUUGUUGGAGGAGGUCUCGAUUCUGUCGCGAGUCCUAGACUCCGUCAGCAACGCCUCAGGCCGGGUCCCGCAAGCUGUUGUAGCCGAGAUCGAUCCUGGUAAUGCCCUCUGGGGUAGGAUUAGUGCCACCCUUGAUGAUAUCAAGAACACGUUCAACAAGCUCAACCAGCUAAUGGCUGAGCUUGAGAAAACAAACCGCUUUAGCCGAGGGAUCUUGCGCAAGCCAACCAAGCAAAUCAAGUUUAGCCUGCGGUCUAAAGAUAUCACUAUUUAUAAGGCCAGAAUCAAGUCAUGUAACACUGCAAUGACUAGUGCUUUUCAGAUGAUCAAUGUAUGCCUCCUAAUCCACAGUAAUUCCUCUCAAGAGUCGGUGUUCAAGGCCCUCUCCGGAAUUAAGUCCCAGCUGAGGUAUGUUGAGGUUGCUCUGCAUACAAAUAGCUCCGCAAACCCAGGCCCUUCCAGUGGACGCGAAGAGGACGAUCGGGCCACCCAAAACCUGCGACAGUUUGUUCAGGUGGCAGAGAACUUCCAUUCAAGCGCCAGUACCAUUUUGAGAGAGGGCCCUAGGUCCACUGUCUGGGGAGGAAGUAUCUUGGGCGAUCCUUUGACAGAAGCACAAACAUCAAUGAUCGAGAGAUGGAUACCUCCGCCCGUUAACGAAGAGCCACGUUCUCCUAUCGACACCGACUCGGACAGCGAGACUGAGUUUGCUAGAAGGAUCGAAGAACUAGCGGUCAAGAAUGAGGCGGAUGGUGAUCACGCAAAGGCAGAACAGUUCUACAGGGGUGCCAUCGAGCAUGGCGAAUCGAGUUCGAGACCUGUAAACGACAUGACUACUAUGGAGAUACGACUAGCAUAUGCAUGCAUGCGGCAGGAAAAGUGGACAGAAGCAGACGAGAUAAUAUCUCCAAUCGCGUUUGAGAGAAAGACAAAUGAUGUACUCGUGUAUCAUGGCAUGCACGCCUUGGCCCUUGCUUAUCUUGAUGACUCCAGGCUUGAGGAAGCCGAAAAGUUUUGCAAGCGUGCUCUUUGGGGUAAGAGAAAAGUUCUCGGCAAGGAUCAUUGGAGGUGCUGGGAGACCCUGAGUUUGCUUGUGCAUAUCUGCACAGCGAGUAACAAGAUGAUGGAAGUAGAGGUCCAUCAAAGCUUUAUCCCUAGCCACGCGACUAUUGCGACUGAUCAAGGAGCCUUGGCCUAUCUGGAUCGCUCGGUUGGGAGCUUGAAUAGACCAAGUCACGAUAGUGACGCGGUCUCACAAAGUCGGGCAGCCAUUAGACUUUGA
This is a messenger RNA of Fusarium verticillioides 7600, 1401 nucleotides long. RefSeq lists its product as hypothetical. The record is from RefSeq and is a predicted model, not a curated record. Gene Ontology annotation, molecular function: protein binding. The coding region runs from base 1 to 1401 and encodes 466 amino acids. Lineage: Eukaryota; Fungi; Ascomycota; Sordariomycetes; Hypocreales; Nectriaceae. The transcript has 2 exons.